AUGCAAUGCCACUAUGUCACAAGAUCAAUCAAAACCAUUAAGCGACAUUGGCGUGAGCAUCAUGGGUGGAAGGUCCUAUAUAAAGGGGGCCGACCUAAUCACCAUGAGCAGGAACAGGCCCAAACUAUGGUCCAACAGGGGUUCAAGGUAGUGACCUGCCAGCGGUUUUUCCCUUCACGAAAGGGGUCCCACUAUAUCUGGGUUCGAAGCCCUGAGCCCCUGGCUAGGCCAGCAGGCCCUGCGCCUAGCCUGGGUGUCCAGGCUGCGGUAGAUGAGGUGGUGCAGGCCUGGGAGCAGGCCCAGGCCCGGGCUAAGGCAGACCAGGCCAUCCAGGCCAGCCAGUUAACUGACGCGAACCCCUGGCUGCGGAUGACUCGGUGGGCCGACUAUCUGCAGGGCAUCCAGGCCCAUGACCUGCUAGCCUGCGUGGCAGCCCCGGAGGAAGAUCCCCAGGAUGCCACUGAGCAGUGUGUGCAGGUCGUCUGGGCCACCAUGGAGCAGGUCGCCUGUAAGAGCCAGCAGACAGUCCAGCAUUGCGGCCAGGCCAUCCAGGUGGAAGCUGUCCAGUCUGAAAAGGGGCAGACCCCGCACCGGCCAUUAUUAGCAUAUAUGGACGAGGCCGCAAUCCAGAAGCAUGUCCGUCCAUGGCAGCAGAUAUUAGCAUUCAUUGCCCGCACGCAGGCCCCGCAUGACUGGACCAGCCUGAAAUACGGGAUGACCGCCCGGCAGCGCAAGAAAUGGCGGCAGCUGUGGCAGCUAGCUAGCCAGGCCCCAGGCAGCCCCGAUCCCAUGGAUCCCAAGACUGACGACCCGCAGCGGCAGGCAUGGGCCAUGACCACCAUUGAAAAAGCAUGCUUAGAGUUUUGCAUUGAGUUGCUGAACCAGCGCCAUCGCAGCCAUGAAUAUGAGAGUGCACUGGUAUGCGCCAUGGCUGUGUUGGGGCAGGGGGACACUGGCUGGCGGGACCCUGAGAGCUACCCCCUGAUAUUAUCCCACAUGAUCAAGGUGGCCCGAUUCAUGGUGGUGCAGAAGGCAUUAUGGAUGGACCCUAAUCCAUGGCAGAUUAUUCAGACCUGGGCGCGGAAGGACCAGAGCGCUGAAUGGGUGCUGGCCAGCGCGGAUGAUCAACUCAGGGAGAUUGAUGAGGGAUAUGGCAGCAAUGACCCCCCAUCCACCCCAGGGCCCCCAUCAUCGCCCCCGUCAUCCAUCCAUAGUGAUGACCCAUUGCCCGCGGUUAACAUUUGCCUGAGCCGCCGGCCAUUCCAGGAGCAGGUGACAUGGAUGAUGCACUAG
This is a messenger RNA of Aspergillus fischeri NRRL 181, 1293 nucleotides long. RefSeq lists its product as uncharacterized. Lineage: Eukaryota; Fungi; Ascomycota; Eurotiomycetes; Eurotiales; Aspergillaceae. The transcript has a single exon. The coding region runs from base 1 to 1293 and encodes 430 amino acids. The record is from RefSeq and is a predicted model, not a curated record.